AUGAGGAUUCUUUUUUCAGAUGAGAAGUUUUUUGACAUCGAUGGUGUCUAUAACUCUCAAAAUGAUCGAGUGUGGGCAGUUGAUCGGGCUGAUGCCGAUAAAUAUGGUGGCAUUAAGCAGAAACGAAAGUUCCCACAGAAAGUAAUAGUUUGGUUGGGUGCUUGUUCCAAGGGUGUCACACCCUUGGUAAUCCUAGAGAAAGGGACAGUCGAUCAUGCUGUUUAUAUCGAAAAAAUGCUUCCUGUUGCAUUAAAAUAUGGGAAUCAAGUUUUCGGUAGCGACUGGACCUUUCAACAGGAUGGCGCAACCUCCCACUCGCACCAUUUAAGUCAACAAUGGUGUCGAGACAAUUUUCCCUCAUUUACUGACAAGGACCAUUGGCCUGGCAAUAGUCCUGAUAUGAAUCCCUUGAACUACUCAAUUUGGAGCGAACUUGUCAAUGCUAUAGACUGGAACAAAGUCAAGUCAAAAACAACAUUAAUUCAGCAAUUAAAAUCAUCAGUUAAAAAGAUUCUUAACUCUCAAAUAUGUGACAAUACAAUUCCAUAUCGUCGAUGUUCAAGUAAUAGUGUUUGUAAAUAUUAUCCGAUGGCAGGUGCUAAUGAUGUUAGCGUUUGUACUUUUAUUUUGAAACAGUGUUCUCAACUUAUUCCAUGUGGAUCAUCACAAGAAUGUUCGCAUCCAGAUUCCUUUUGUAUCCAUCAUAAUGGAUGUGGUAACUCUCCCGUUUGCUAUCCAUUGUCAAUGAUUAACGAAAAUAUUUGUCCACCAUUAUUGGCUGGUAAGAAGAAAAUCUGUUUUUCCCUUUUCUGAAGGAAAGGGCUAUACAGCGCUUAAAUGCUGUGCUAAAAAGCUUAAAGUUUGUCUGUCUGUCCUAUCCAAUCAGAAAUCAGCAUUUCUAAAAUCAAUGAAAUUGAUCGAUCGUCCUUAGAAAAUGAUUACCGGUAGGAUAAUCGAGGUCGGGGAACUUGAAUCUGAGGUUAGAUUUAACUAAUCAUUAACUAUUAAUUAACUAGCUGUCAACUAGCCAUAAAUUAUUAAUAUNUCGAGGAUCUCGAAUCCGGUUUGUUUUUUCAUGAACACUUUCUAACCCGUUUUUUGGGACAAAGGCUCAAUUUUUUAGACGAUAAUGUUUUAAGCGGCAAUAUGUAGAACAAAAUGUAACAGCUGACUGACGUCGGAUCGCUGGAUCUCCAUAGUCAUCAGCAUAUUAAUGCGAUCACACACUUUUAGGAAGAGUGAAAAUGUACAUGUAACGGCUAGCCGCGAGUAGCUGACCGGAGGGAGACCGACGAGCGACUAGUCGUCCAUUUGCAGAAUAAUAUUUUUAAGAACAAACUUUGUGAUUUUUAUAGAGCUUUAAGAUUUCUUGGUCAGAAAUUAAUCGUUGCUCUGCACGAACAUAGGUGGCAGCCAUUUAAGGUUCCUCGUGGUGGAGAGAAGAUUGAAACCUUUUCCAAAGAAUCAUAUAGCUAUGUAAAGCUUCUUAGUUUUUGAUUAUGAAUU
Adineta ricciae is the source of this 1506-nucleotide messenger RNA. The record is from the annotation of a GenBank genome assembly. NCBI's taxonomy places the organism in Eukaryota, Metazoa, Rotifera, Eurotatoria, Adinetida, Adinetidae.